Molecule: messenger RNA, 909 nt
Organism: Humulus lupulus (European hop)
Lineage: Eukaryota; Viridiplantae; Streptophyta; Magnoliopsida; Rosales; Cannabaceae
Product: large ribosomal subunit protein eL20y-like
Exons: 4
Coding region: 147-683 (178 amino acids)
Biological process (GO): translation
Cellular component (GO): cytosolic large ribosomal subunit; ribosome
Molecular function (GO): structural constituent of ribosome
Source: RefSeq, a predicted model, not a curated record
UUCCUCGUCCCAGCCCAAGCUCGUAUAUAACCAAAAGAAAACCCUAAACUUCGCUUCUUCUAAAAGAGGGAGAGAGAGGGAGAGAGAGUGUGUGCGCCGGGCAGUAGAGACCUCACAAAUCUUCAGGUCUUCUCGAUUUCUCAGAAAUGGUGACUUUCAGGUUCCACCAGUACCAGGUUGUGGGAAGGGCUCUCCCUACCGAGUCUGAUGAGCAUCCUAAGAUUUACCGGAUGAAGCUUUGGGCCACCAAUGAGGUCCGCGCCAAGUCCAAGUUCUGGUAUUUUCUGAGGAAGUUGAAGAAGGUCAAGAAGAGCAAUGGUCAGGUUCUUGCUAUCAAUGAGAUCUUUGAGAAGAAUCCUACAACAAUCAAGAACUUCGGUAUCUGGUUAAGGUAUCAAAGUCGAACUGGUUAUCACAACAUGUACAAGGAAUACCGUGACACCACUCUUAACGGAGCUGUGGAGCAGAUGUACACCGAGAUGGCGUCUCGCCACAGAGUCAGGUUUCCUUGCAUCCAAAUCAUCAAGACUGCAACUAUCCCAGCUAAGCUUUGCAAGAGAGAGAUCACCAAGCAAUUCCACAACUCAAAAAUCAAGUUCCCAUUGGUCUUUAAGAAGGUUAGGCCACCAACCAGGAAGCUAAAGACCACAUACAAGGCAUCUAGGCCCAACUUGUUUAUGUAACUUGGUUAUUUAACGAUCAAGCUAUAAAGAGAAGUUGAAGUGAGUCCAUUAUUCCUGAAUCUUUUUUUGGUAGAAACCUUUUUGUCUGUUUUGUUUCAAGGAUAUUUUGUCGUUUGAGCAUAAAUUUUAAUUUUAAUUUUUUACCAUUUACAGUACUGGGUUAAGUUUGUCAUGUUAUUGACUUAUGAGAUCUUAUUUAUCAAGAUUUUGCUAUUUCUAUAAGAUA